This is a messenger RNA of Pomacea canaliculata, 6926 nucleotides long. Its product is annotated as bifunctional methylenetetrahydrofolate dehydrogenase/cyclohydrolase, mitochondrial-like. Lineage: Eukaryota; Metazoa; Mollusca; Gastropoda; Architaenioglossa; Ampullariidae. The transcript has 6 exons. Gene Ontology annotation, cellular component: mitochondrion. The coding region runs from base 387 to 1460 and encodes 357 amino acids. The record is from RefSeq and is a predicted model, not a curated record. Gene Ontology annotation, biological process: tetrahydrofolate interconversion. Gene Ontology annotation, molecular function: methylenetetrahydrofolate dehydrogenase (NAD+) activity; methenyltetrahydrofolate cyclohydrolase activity; methylenetetrahydrofolate dehydrogenase (NADP+) activity.
GCGAUAGGAAGAUAAAUAACUAAUCAAUUUUAAAAAAUGUUUUUUCAGAAGGGAGGAUACUGUGAAUCGUUCACAGUUCAUGCUUUAAAAUAUUAAUUGCCUCAGUAUCUUUUGGUAUAGCAGCAAGUGGCAGAUAGAGUUUUUUCAACAUAAGAUGUAAAAAUAUUUUUCUGAUUAGUUUGUUAUCUUUUAAACGCCAACAAGAUGAAAGCCAAAACCAAACGAGGUUACGAUAAUAAAUCGCAUCGGCAAUGCGGGCUGUCGUCUGCUACCGGGGCGCUCGGCUCUUUCAUCAUCUCCUAGCACGUAUAGUGACUGGCGUCAGAGGUAUGCUCGAAAGAAACCUGAGAGUCGAACCUGCUGUGUCGUGUUUUAUUCACUAAAAGAUGACCCUUACAGUGUGCUCCAGAGUACUUUCAGGAUAUAGACAUCUAUGUAAAUUUACAGUAGUAAAGCAAACAACACCAACUAGCUCCGAUUCUCGCAUUUUUUGUAGUCAAGCAAGUCGCCUCGUCCAAAGUUAUGAUUUUUCAGAACGGCUAUCAUCUGCUAAGCUGAUUGAUGGAAAAGCCAUUGCUAAAGAAAUCAAGGAUGAAGUCAAAGCAAAGGUACAAAAACUUAAGGAUGCUGGAAUGCGACCUCCACAGCUCACAGUUUUGUUGGUGGGUGACAAUCCAGCCAGCACAGUGUAUGUAGCAAAUAAAAUCAAAGCAGCACAAUACACAGGUAUUGAGAGUAACACAGUCAGACUGCCGAUCAGCAUUACAGAGCAAGAAUUGUUGGCAGAAAUUCAGCUCAUGAACAGCGCCCCUUCUGUUGAUGGAUUGCUUGUUCAACUUCCUGUGCCACAACAUAUUCGGGAAAGGGUAGUAUGUGAUGCUGUAGCACCACAGAAAGAUGUAGAUGGUUUUCACAUUCUUAACAUUGGUCGUUUUUGUGUGGAUGAAAAGUCAUUUAUGCCAGCAACACCAGCAGCAGUGAUGGAAAUCAUUCGUAGAAGUGGUGUAGAAACAUUUGGGAAAAAUGCUGUUGUCUGUGGUCGAUCUAAAAAUGUUGGUCUUCCCAUUGCUAUGUUCCUGCAUGGUGAUGCAUCACAUGGCAAUUAUGGAGGUGAUGCUACAACAACCAUUUGUCAUCGACACACACCUCCUGAGCAGCUUAAACUAUUUACAAAGUCAGCAGACAUUGUCAUUACAGCUACUGGAGUUCCCAAACUGAUUACAGCUGAUAUGGUAAAGGAGGGAGUUGUGAUUAUUGAUGUUGGCAUUACACGUGUACCACAUCCACAUGAUCCUGGGAAAACUGUACUGGUUGGCGAUGUGGAUUUCGAAGGUGUUUCCCAAAAGGCAAGUCUCAUCACACCAGUACCUGGAGGAGUGGGUCCAGUCACAGUGGCAAUGCUGAUGAAGAACACGCUGCUGGCCUAUACAAAAGAAAUCAAGUUUCCACUUCACAACUAAGUAUGACCUACAGUCAUGGCUAUGCGAACUGUCUAUGACAAAGAAAAGGGUGUACAUGCUGGUCAUGUCACUGCACAACUGUGUUUUGCCUCUUAGAGAAAAGUUGCUGUUGUCAACACGUGAAAGCUGCUUUUCUUGAAUAUUGUUGGUUACAUUCUGAAAUGAAAUGGAGAGUAUCUGAAUUACACCUACAUUAAAGUAAGAAACAUAAAUUUCAGUUUAUAAACAUUUUGAACAAAUAUAAUUUUAACUUGGAAUAAUGCAGAUGAUAGACUUUCCUAAAUAAAAAAUUAGUUUUUUUGUGUUAAGAACAGGAUAUAUUUGAUAAUAACAUUUCAGCAUAUAGAUAGCCGUUACUAUUUUUUUAAGAUAAAAAGUUUUUUUGUUAAAUUGAGGCCUUAUCAAGUUAAAGUUUGUUUAUAUUGCUCUUGCUAAUAAAUACAUUGCUUUUAUUUUUCUGUGCGCAUCAAUACCACACAUGCAUCUGAAAGCAUUGCCGGGUAGAACCUUCACAAAUAUUGACUGAUAACAUACUUCGAAAACAUUGAUCAGAAGUGUACCAAAGAAAAAAAUCACAAAUGUAAAUGUAGGCUGAAUGGUAAUUAAAACACAGCUUUCACUGAUUCAGGAAUUCAUGUUAAGCAUAUUCAUCUUUGCAGUGGCAACCUCUCUUCAUUAAGUUCAUGACUAUAAAAUGAAAUUGUGCCAUAUUCAAGACUGUCAUAAAAUGUAGUUUUGUUUGCUUGUUUAUUUUUUACAGCUUGUGAUUUGAGUGUUAACAAAUAUGGCAAAUAUGGAAAGAACAAAUGUCACCUUCCUUUCAUUCUUCUCCUUGCUGAUGUUUCUAUCCCAACCCUUCACUCACAAACAACUGCAAGACCUUACCAGUAGACUGACUGACAGUGAAUGCACAUGGAAUGGACACCAGCACUGAUAAGAGUAAAGUCAUAGUCUUUGGCAAUGGUAAAGCAGAUAUCUACAUGAGUACAGCUCAAAGAGGUAAACAGCUUACUUGUGAGGCACCCUCUUCAAAGACAACAGUUCCGUAACAGAUAUCUGCAUUAGGAUUGCAACAUGGCUAUGCUAGAUGGGAUCUGUACUAGUCACUCGCAGUACCAUUGCUGCUUUAUGGAUGUGAAACAUCGACUCUGCUCGCAGAGAGAGUCUAGGAAUUCAAGAGCAAGUGUCUGAUAAGGCCAUUCUAGAUCUUGCACAGGAAAGAAAACCAAUGACUUUGUAUGAAUCUUGGUUGCCACACUCAUAGACACCAGGAAACCUUACUUGCAACAGUCCAGCAAUAUAACCUGGUCUGAUUUGGUCAUGUGACCUGGCAUGACACUGUCCAAGACUGUUCUUCAAGGUACCUUGGAGGUUGGUCGAUGCUGUGGUGGCCAGAGGAAGAAGAUUUGGUUUACAAACGUGGAGUGGACUGGUCAGCCUGUGCAGGACCUGAUUGCUAUCACCCAAGACAAAUGUGGAUGAUGGGCCUUGUUAGCUGUCAUGUCUAUCUGUGUGCUCCGCUCACCGACCAGUACGAGUCAAGGGACAUAUUUCCUGGCAGACUGACUGACCUACAUUCACUUUCUCCAACAUCCACUGUAGUAAUAAUUUUUUCUAUAACUGCCGUUUAAAGUAUACUUCCUUCUGUCCAUCUCUGUCAUUUGUUUUCAUGUAAAUACAUCUCACAGUUUGUGGAUGUCUUCAUAGAUGUCAAACCAUAUCUUUCUCAUGUAUAGUGGUCUUCAGUGGUAACAGAUCUUUGAAACUAAAUGUCAAUAAGAUAAGCUAGAGAUGCAUAUAUACUUAAUAAUAUCACUCUUGAACAAGACUAACAAAUGUGCCUUCUGUGUAUGUGUGUGUGUUUUGAUGUGUGUAUGCACAUGCACCUCUUGAUGAUUAUUGCUAUGUAAGGAAGUGGAGUUAAAAGUGUAACAAUUGUAUGGGUGUUUGGGAUACAACUUCAUGUUGUUUAGUUCAUGAGCUCCCAACAAAGAAAAAUUUCCAUCUCUGUUGCACAGAAAUAGGCAAUAACGAUGUAUUAUAAAAUGUUGGUCUUUGAAGAUUACUUUUUUGUGAUAUGCUCUUAUUGCUGCUUUGUUUUAUUAUUACAGGGACUUAAAGUUUUCUUGUGGUCAUUGGUGACAAACCUAUCAAAGCAUGUUAAAAUUAAAAUAAAUUAGCUUUUUCCAUGUCUUGGAUUCAGUGUGAUCAAAAGAAAUUGUUCAAAGAAUCUCUAUCUUGUCACGAACAUGUUUUAUAUUCAUAUUUUUUUUAUAAAUGCAAAUGUGUAGACAAGUAGACAGAUAGACUGGCUUCUCUAUUGUAGUGUGUAUGUGUGCAUGCACGUGUACUUGUGUGAGGGUGGGGUCAGAUUAAGGACAUCUGAUCACUUCAGAUGUAUUAACGUUCAUAUUAUUCUGGAAUGAUUCAAGCUAAUUCUCAGUGAUUAGUGUCUUUGAUGUCUUUUUUUUAAUGUUUAAUAGAGGGAUCUGUAUUUUGACAAGAAUUUUUGAUAAAGAAAUUGAGAUAAUUUAGACUAAAUGUAUUUCAUCUUAAGAAGAAAAGGUCAGUCUGCUUUGCCUUCAAGUUCAAGGCCAGCUAUUAUUUAUAUUUUUGUGAAUGAUUUAAGACUAUUUUUUACGUUUCUUGUGAGAAGUUGAAAUCAAUAUUUCUAAGAAUCUUUUGAAGUAGGAAAAAUGAGAAAAAGUGUUACAUAGUUCAGAAACUCAGUGUUAAUGAAGGAAUGUAGGUACUUGCUGGAUUAAAUGCUCAUCAUACUUAAUGACUUCUAAAGGUGUGGCAUAUUGACUUUUUACAUUCACUAGCAUAAUUAACUGGAAUAAUUGCAUUUUUAUACAUUGUAAUCAUAAUACCCAAAUACUAGCUUUUUCUCAUUUUUGCAUUAAUAUCCAUAUGUUUGAGUGAACAACGGUGAGGGUGAAGGAAGGUGGAUGUAUGUUGGUGCACUCCCUUUUAUUUAUGCCUACAGCUACAUGUGAGUAAAGUGAAGGAGGCAGAGCUGACUAAAACAUUUCCUUAUAUGUCCAUGUUAUAUAAAGCAUCUUUUUGAAUAGGUGCAGUUGAACCAAACUGUGAUAAGAAAUGAAAAACUGUCCUAAAAAAGCUAUUUUUUAAAAUAAUGAUCACAAUUAAUAUAUUUCAGGAUCAGUUCACAUACUGUUGUAGUCAGUUGUUUUCAUAUUGCUUAUCUUCACAGUGAUGUGAAUUGCUUGUUGCACAAAAGUACAUGGAACGGUUGCUUGAAAGAUGGAUCAAUAUGUGCUUUAUAUGAGACAGGUGUUUGACAUGUGGAAGUGGUUGGAGCAGGUGUCUUUCAAAAGAAGAACUUUUAAAAUAGUACCAAACUAUUUUAAAGUAUAUGUAAAGAUCACACCAUCUAUUUAAAGAAACGGCAUCAGUAUUAACACCUAAUCCUCCUCUUUAUCAGUAAUGUAAAUUUAUAAUCUGAGAGUAUCUGUUUGUUGUUGCUUCACCAUCUCUAUUACAACAGAACUAACCUGUCAUUUUCUUCUUGAAUAAGCAUUGUUUCAGUAAACAGUUUGACAACAUGGAGUAGGAACUGUAAUGCACUGCUGGCAGAAGAUAUCUUUGGAAUGAAUGACAUGAUAAUAAAUGAAAUGAGACCAAGAGCAGCAGUAGAAACGCAUAUUCAGUUCAGUUUUCCUUUGCAGAACUGAAAACUAUGGAAACUUGUUUGUAUUUAUGUCUCAUAUGUGUUUACCUGACCAUAGCUUAGAUUGUAUAAAAUUUCUUGAUGUUCAGGAGGGACCAGGGUCAUGUAUUUGUUGCUAAACCUUACACUGUCGCUAGUGUUUACAAAUAGAAGGACAGUUAUUGAAAUAGACUGAAUUCAAAAAAGAGCGAACACAGUAUACCAUGGUUAUAAGUGGAUAGUGUUUAUAGUAGACGUUCACAGUAUUACACAGCAUAAUGUGUACUUGGAAGAGAAUAUUGCAUGAUCAAAAAUUUUAAUGGAGUGCAAAAGUAAAAAAUUAAUUUUUUCAGAAAUAUUCAAACCAUUGUCACCUGUAUAACUUUCUUGCAGCAAGAAAGUUUACUGUUAUUUGUUGAAAAUGACGCAAGAUAAUAAUUAGAUUGUGUAACUAUUCCAGAAAGCUGAUCUUGGUAAUAAACCUACACAACUGUCAUGUUUUUUUGAACAAAAUGAUCAGAACGUCACAAAUUUACCUAUGUAAUUGAAUUGAUGGUGCUGAUUUGAUGUACUCAAUUGACAGGAGAGCAGUCAGCUGUAAUUUUACGUUUAGUGCAGCAUUUUCAUAGCAGACUAUGUUAUAAAGCCUGAAUAAAUUUGUCAUUUUUUAUGCAUCAGGCUAUCACAUUAAGCUAGUGAUGUGUGGCACCAUUGCACCAUUGAAAAUGGAAUCAUUCACUGACGGGUCUGGAAUCUCAAGGAUAUAAGAGUCGUGACUGAUUUUGACCACAUUCUGCAAAAGAUUUUAUGUUCCUGAUGGACUGAUGUUCAAAUGUAUUGAAGUUCACCAUCUCUGAUAGCAUUUUAAUGAUAUUGAUCAUGCACAUUGAAUUUAUUGAACAACACUUUAAUUCUUUUCUGUCACUCAGUGAAUGUAGUGUGACAUUUUGACAUAAUACUCAUCAUCUGCUCGCUUUUCCCACUUCAGUACUUAAAACCUCACAAACAGAAAACACAAGGACCAGUAAAUUUCCACCUUCUGUUAUGUAACUCAUUGAUUAUAAAUGCUGUGGGUUUUUUUUUUAAAUAUAACAUGUGAUAUUUAAAUGUUUUCAUUAAAAAUCUGAUGAAGUGAUUGUCAGUUUUAGUAACUCACCUGUCUUUAUCAUCUAGAAACGUUUCUUAGAAGCAGGUUAACGAACUUUUUUUAUGAAGCCAUAGUGUUCAAGAGUGAUUAAGAUCACAUUUGACGCAUUUUAAAGAAGCCUAACAAAUUCUAGGUCUGUUUCCAGGUAGCUAAAGGUUAAUGGCUGUACGUACAUUAUAUACUUUCAAGCUGUUCUCAUAUAUUGUUCAUAUUUUGUGGUGGUAAGUUUAUUUUCUUUAUAUUCGUCAUUUUCAAAGCUAUUAGUUUUAGUCAUGUAGACUUGUAUUUUACAAGAUAUUGAUUUUUAUCCUUUCGUGUUGAUUUGGAUGGGUUUCUCUUGAUUUUUUUUUAAAGUUUUUUUUAAUAUUUUAUGUUUCGGUAAAGUGAGUAAGAGCAACGUUUGAUGACUUAAUAUUGAUGCUAGGUCAAUGUCAUUAUCUAUUAAUGAUGUGCACGUGAAAGACCGUGAGUAAGAGUAGAUCUACUCGAGUAGAACUCGAGUUAUUAAUCCAAACCCAGAAUUACGGGGCGCACGCGCGCACACACACAGUCUAAUAUGUCCCCAGCAUGUAUGGAUUAGUAGGGAAACCUAAAAUCUACAACAGAAUACUGUAUCUGAGCUGAAAUAAAGAUUUGGAAAAGGGUG